AUGAAACAAGAAAGUUGAUGUUACUCACUCUCUCCAUUUCUCCAUUUCUCUACUGAUUCUUGUCUUUUACUCCUCUUAAUCCCCUUAUUUUAGUUUCCUUCUUGUAUCUCUCCAGAAACCAGGGAAAGGGGGAGGAGCUUCUGUUCACUGCAAUUUGCAUCAAGUACGCUUCAUCCCAUCCAGGAGAACAAGAACACCCCUUAGGAUGGCUCAAAUUCUUUCUGUUGAAAACCCAGUGGUUCAGCCGCAGAAGGUGAUAAUUCCAAACAAACAUGGGGAAAAGCUUGUGGGGUUAUUGCAUGAUACUGGGUCUAAAGAAAUUGUAGUUUUGUGCCAUGGUUUCAGAGACAGCAAGGAUGAGGAAAUUAUGGUGAACGUUGCAGCUGCUCUAGAAAAUGAAGGAAUCAGUGCCUUCCGUUUUGACUUUGCUGGAAAUGGAGAAAGUGAAGGUCAAUUUGAGUUUGGUAAUUAUUUGCGCGAAGUUGAUGACUUGCAUUAUGUAAUCCAACGCUUCAAUGGUGCAAACCGUAUAAUAACUGCAAUUCUUGGGCAUAGCAAAGGAGGCAAUGUGGUGCUUCUAUAUGCUUCGAAGUAUCAUGAUGUCAACACAGUUGUCAAUGUUUCUGGCCGCUAUGAUUUGAAGAGAGGAAUUGAAGAACGCUUGGGAAAAGACUUCAUGGAAAGCAUUAAAAAGGAUGGAUAUUUCGAUUUCAAAAAUAAGACAGGUUAAGAUAUGUUCCUGUGUGAGCAUGUGUGUGUUUUGGAUAGCCCUCAACACCAUUACUAACUGGUUUUUUUUUCCUUUGCUUCAAAGAGCCUAAUCACCUGAACUGAUCAUCUUUCUUGUUUUGAAUUGUGGAAGAAAAUAAAAUAAGCAUGCAUGUAUGCUGACAAACAAGUUUAAUCAAUGCUUCAGACUUGUAUGUAUUUUCAAGCAACACAGUUUCACCACUUGGUUUAUUAUCUUGUAUUUGUAGGAGUUAUUCAAUAUCGUGUAACCAAGGAAAGUUUGAUGGAUCGCCUUAGUAUAGAUAUGCAUGAAGCUUGCCUAAAGAUUGAUAAAGAAUGCAGGUGAGGAAGCAGAUCCUUCACCAAUUUUGUGAUGAUUACAUAACAUAGUGUAAUUUUCUUUGUUAUUAACUAUCCUUCAACUAUCAAUUUUAUGAUGAUUACAUAGCAGGUGAGGAAACAGAUCCUUCAAUUAUCGUUUUCUUCAGCUAUUUGUUGAUUAUCCAUUUUUAUCAUCAAAGUCUCGGUUACUACCUAUUUACUUUCAUUUUAUUUGUGUAUCAGAUUGUUAGUAUGCUUAGCUGAUGCUGUCAGGGAUGCGAACAUGCUAUGUUAUCUCUAAUGAUCCAGAUCCUGGUUUUUUCAAAAUUAUCAAGGGAUGAUAUUGUACUUUAUUUGACUAGUAUUGUGUAUGUACAGGGUCUUGACGAUCCAUGGAACUGCUGACCAAGUAAUCCCAGUUGAAGAUGCAUUUGAGUUUGCUAAGAUCAUACCUAAUCAUAAAGUACAGAUUGUAGAGGGAGCAGAUCAUUGUUACACAAAGCAUCAAGCUGAAUUAGUCUUGGUUGCUGUAAAUUUUCUAAAAACAGCCCUACAGGAAGACAAGGGUGCUGCAAAUUAGGUGUCUCCUGGAAUGCAACCAUGAUGUUAUGGGAUCUCAAACCACGUGGGGAGCAUUACAAGAUAAUGUCUAGUAGGAUCUGAAGUUCUCAGUAAUUCGGUCAGGUUUCAGGGAAAUUGAAUGUUUUAUAUAUGUUUACAAGUAAUAGAUGUAUGAACCAUGAUUUACAUUCUGCAUGGAAGCCCUAAUACAACUUUUGUUCAGUGUGGUGAUCAACUUGUAGCGGUCGUUGUUGCAUUGUUAAG
Rubroshorea leprosula is the source of this 1875-nucleotide messenger RNA. The record is from the annotation of a GenBank genome assembly. Lineage: Eukaryota; Viridiplantae; Streptophyta; Magnoliopsida; Malvales; Dipterocarpaceae.